UCUUGUGGUAGCGGGGACGCACUUGAGGCUGCGACGGUUCAGAGAGCGCUGCAGGAGGGGAGGGGGGGCUGCCCACCGAGGGAAAUUACUUUUUCCCAACUAAUUAUCGCCGUUUUGAAAAUGAAAGUGGUGCGUGAACGUCUGCUUGCUGUGCGUAAAAGCCAGCGACCAACUUUGGGUUAGUCACUAGAUGGAACUAGAAUUUUUGAUUUUAUGAGUCAAUUUGUCAGAAUGUCUACGUAGGUUUGGAUAAGUGUCUGAAGUAGAUUUUUUUUUGUUUUGGAGCUUUUUAAUGCUCUGAUCUGAAUUCAGACAUGGCUUACUCUCAGCUGGGAUACUCCUACUCCACUCCAUCACAAUUUCUUAUGACUACAAGCCCCUUGGCUGGCUGUCUGGAGCCGGGAUCUCCUCCGUCCCACCCCGCGUUGCGCUCCCCGGGUCACCAACUCACCUCUGGCAGCAGCAUCGGCGUUUGCAGCCCUUACCCAAAGUGCCAAGCUUACUAUAACACGUGCUCUGGUGACCCCACACCUCUCUAUUCCAGGGGACCAUUGCAGCCUAAAGGUGUGGCUGCAUCUGUGCACAUGGGGACCUCUCAGACAGCCUGCUAUCCGUAUGACUACACAUUCGGCCAUUAUUCUUAUGACAGAUAUGGUUACUCGUCCACAGAAGGAGCUUCACGGCGUAAAAACGCGACCCGAGAAACAACCGGGACCCUGAAGGCCUGGCUGCAGGAGCAUCAGAAGAACCCUUACCCAACCAAAGGAGAGAAGAUCAUGCUGGCUAUUAUCACCAGGAUGACCCUCACACAAGUGUCGACAUGGUUUGCCAAUGCCCGCAGGAGGCUGAAGAAGGAGAACAAAGUGACGUGGUCGCCGCGAGCUUGUAAAAGCUCAGAGGACAGAGGUCGUGAUGAAGACAGUGACGAAGCAGAGAAGUCGCUUAAAGGAGAUAAGGAUCAUCCGGAUCAGCAGUCUGCCGACUUACAGAGCGAUCUGGAAGACUUUGACCUCCUGGAGUCCGACGCGUCCGACUGUGAACCAAAGCCGCAGUUCAUACCCGAGGACAAUGAAGCCGAUUCUAACCUACCACACGCUCACCUCGCGUACAACCCAGAGCCAGACAGAUCAUCUCCAGACUUCCCGAAAGACCAGAACGCUUUCUUUCCGAUGCCAGAUGUGCACGGAACAGACAACAAACCCAAAAUCUGGUCCAUCGCUCACACCGCCGUGUCUCUGGAUCCCGGCUUGGAACCCGAGUAUCCGCCCUGUAUGCUGUCGAGCAGCUCAUCAUCUCCAAGCUUCCCGUCAAACAUGGCGCUACCCAAAGCGGACAGGACGCAAGAAUCGCCAGUGGACACACUCAGGGAGUGGGUGGAUGGCGUUUUCCACGGCGCGCCGUUCCAUCAGUCAAAAGGAUCCACGGCGUGGAAAGGUUUCAACGACACAACCGUGAGCGACAGAACACAAGGACAAACCUUCGAACUCAUUAGAUCGUCUUUGUAGACGCCGGACCAAACUGACACUUUUAAAGCCUCCUGGACUUAUUGAGUAAAAUUUAUAUUUUAGUGUUGUGACCAAUCGAGUCUUCACAAAAAUCCACAUUGUUGUAUAUCACCUCUAACAUGCACAAAGGAUCCGUGGCGACAGUAAGAAGAGUGCUUGUUUAUAAUUUCCAGUUUGACACAUUACACAAAAAAAAUAAUACAUGCCAUGAGAUUAUUAAA
Syngnathus typhle (broad-nosed pipefish) is the source of this 1726-nucleotide messenger RNA. RefSeq names its product iroquois homeobox 4b (gene irx4b). The record is from RefSeq and is a predicted model, not a curated record. Gene Ontology annotation, molecular function: RNA polymerase II cis-regulatory region sequence-specific DNA binding; DNA-binding transcription factor activity, RNA polymerase II-specific. The transcript has 6 exons. Gene Ontology annotation, biological process: regulation of transcription by RNA polymerase II; cell development; neuron differentiation. Gene Ontology annotation, cellular component: nucleus. NCBI's taxonomy places the organism in Eukaryota, Metazoa, Chordata, Actinopteri, Syngnathiformes, Syngnathidae. The coding region runs from base 315 to 1505 and encodes 396 amino acids.